AUGUCUCUGCUCAACCCUGUCCUGUCGCCCCCUGACGUGAAGGCGUAUCUGAGCCAAGGCGAGCGCUUCAUCAAGUGGGACGACGAAACUUCAAUUGCCUCCCCAGUCAUCCUCCGUGUGGACCCCAAGGGCUAUUACUUAUACUGGACAUAUCAGAGUAAGGAGAUGGAGUUUCUGGAUAUCACGAGCAUCCGAGAUACUCGCUUUGGCAAGUUUGCCAAGAUGCCCAAGAGCCAGAAACUCCGGGAAGUCUUCAACAUGGACUUUCCAGAUAACCACUUCCUGAUGAAAGCCCUCACAGUGGUGUCCGGCCCUGACAUGGUGGACCUCACCUUCCACAACUUCGUCUCUUACAAGGAGAAUGUGGGCAAGGAUUGGGCUGAGGAUAUACUGGCUCUCGCCAAACACCCGAUGACAGCCAAUGCUCCCCGAAGCACUUUCCUAGACAAGAUCCUGGUGAAGCUUAAGAUGCAGCUCAACCCUGAAGGGAAGAUUCCCGUGAAAAAUUUUUUCCAGAUGUUUCCUGCUGAUCGCAAACGAGUAGAAGCUGCCCUCAGUGCUUGUCACCUUGCAAAAGGCAAGAAUGAUGCUAUCAAUCCUGAGGAUUUCCCAGAGUCCGUAUACAAGAGCUUCCUCAUGAGUCUCUGUCCUCGGCCAGAAAUCGAUGAGAUCUUCACUUCUUACCAUGCUAAAGCUAAACCCUACAUGACCAAGGAGCAUCUGACCAAAUUCAUCAAUCAGAAGCAGCGAGACUGUCGACUAAACUCCUUGCUGUUCCCACCAGCCCGGCCUGAGCAGGUGCAGGCCCUCAUCGACAAGUACGAGCCCAGCGGCAUCAAUGUGCAGAGGGGCCAGCUGUCACCAGAGGGCAUGGUCUGGUUUCUCUGUGGACCAGAGAACAGUGUGCUGGCCCACAAUGCAUUGCUGCUCCACCACGACAUGACACAGCCACUGAAUCACUACUUCAUCAACUCCUCACACAAUACCUACCUGACAGCUGGCCAGUUUUCAGGCCUUUCCUCGGCUGAGAUGUACCGCCAGGUGCUGCUGUCUGGCUGCCGCUGUGUAGAGCUGGACUGUUGGAAGGGGAAGCCCCCCGAGGAGGAGCCCAUUAUCACCCAUGGCUUCACCAUGACCACAGAUAUCUUGUUCAAGGAAGCAAUCGAAGCCAUUGCAGAAAGUGCCUUUAAGACCUCCCCCUAUCCUGUCAUCUUGUCAUUUGAAAAUCAUGUGGACUCACCCCGCCAACAGGCUAAGAUGGCCGAAUACUGCAGGACCAUGUUUGGAGACACCCUGCUCACAGAUCCCCUGGAAAAAUUUCCCCUGAAACCUGGCAUCCCUCUGCCCAGCCCUGAGGACCUUCGGGGCAAGAUUCUCAUUAAGAAUAAGAAGAACCAGUUUUCUGGGCCAACAUCCCCCACCUGCCCUGGUGGACAGAAGCCUGGUGGGGAGGCUGAGGGCAGCUGCUCAUCUAGUGUCCCUACAGAGGAUGACACAGUGUGGACUGGUGAGGACCGGACUGAGGUGGACCGGACUGAGGUAGAGGAGGUGGUGGACGAAGAGGAAGAGGAGUCAGGAAGCCUGGAUGAAGAAGAGAUAAAGAAGAUGCAGUCGGAUGAGGGCACAGCAGGCUUGGAGGUGACAGCUUAUGAGGAAAUGUCCAGCCUUGUCAAUUAUAUCCAGCCUGCCAAGUUCAUCUCCUUCGAGUUCUCUGCACAGAAGAACAGAAGUUAUGUCAUCUCUUCCUUCACGGAGCUCAAGGCCAAUGAGCUGCUCUCCAAGGCCUCGAUGCAGUUUGUGGACUACAAUAAACGCCAGAUGAGCCGAGUGUACCCCAAGGGCACACGAAUGGACUCUUCUAACUACAUGCCCCAGAUGUUCUGGAAUGCUGGAUGCCAGAUGGUUGCCCUCAAUUUCCAGACAAUGGACCUGCCAAUGCAGCAGAACAUGGCAUUGUUUGAGUUCAACGGGCAGAGUGGAUACCUCCUAAAGCAUGAGUUCAUGCGCAGUCUGGACAAGCAGUUCAACCCCUUCUCCGUGGACCGCAUUGAUGUGGUGGUAGCCACCACCCUUUCUAUUACGGUGAUCUCUGGGCAGUUCCUGUCAGAGCGCAGUGUUCGCACCUAUGUGGAAGUGGAACUAUUUGGCCUCCCGGGGGACCCCAAGAGGCGCUAUCGCACCAAGCUGUCACCUACUACUAACUCCAUCAAUCCUGUCUGGAAAGAGGAGCCCUUUGUCUUUGAGAAGAUCUUGAUACCUGAGCUGGCCUCCCUCAGAAUAGCUGUGAUGGAAGAAGGCAACAAAUUUCUUGGACACCGAAUCAUCCCCAUCAAUGCCUUACAUUCUGGCUACCACCACUUGUGCCUGCGCAGUGAGAGCAACAUGCCUCUUACCAUGCCUGCCCUCUUUGUCUUCCUGGAGAUGAAGGACUAUGUACCUGACACGUGGGCAGAUCUUACCGUGGCUCUCGCCAACCCCAUCAAGUACUUCAAUGCCCAUGAUAAGAAGUCUGUGAAGCUCAAGGAGGUGACAGGAAGUCUGCCUGAGAAGCCCUUCCAGUCCGGGAUUCCUGUUGCCAGCCAGUCCAAUGGGGCCUCAGUCUCUGCAGGCAGUGGAUUAACAGAACCACAGACGGCCAGCUUGGAGGAGCUGAGGGAGCUGAAGGGUGUGGUGAAGUUGCAGCGGAGACAAGAGAAGGAGCUUCGAGAGCUGGAGCGGCGUGGAGCCAAGCGCUGGGAAGAGCUGCUGCAGCAUGGCACCGAACAGCUGGCAGAACUCCGGGCUCAAGCAGCCGGCUGUAAGCUCCGCCCGGGCAAGGGCUCCCGCAAGAAGAGGACCUGUGAGGAGACUGUCGUGGUGGCGCCUAGCGAACUUCCCGAGGGUGCAGACCCGCGCGUUCGGGAGCUGAAGGACUGGCUGGAGCAGGAGCUGCAACAGCAUGGCGAGGAGCAGUACCACUCUGUUCUCAAGCGCAAGGAACAGCAUGUGGCCGAGCAAAUCGCCAAGAUGAUGGAGCUGGCCAGAGAGAGACAGGCUGCUGAACUCAAGACCUUCAAGGAGACCUCAGAAACUGACACCAAAGAGAUGAAGAAAAAACUGGAGGCAAAGAGACUGGAACGAAUCCAGGCCAUGACCAAAAUCACCACAGACAAGGUGGUCCAGGAGAGGCUCAAGAGAGAGAUUAACAACUCCCACAUCCAGGAAGUGGUACAGGCUAUCAAGCAGAUGACAGAGACCCGGGAGCAGCACCAGGAGAGGCUGGAAGGGAAGCAAACAGCCUGCCUGGAGCAGAUCCGGGAGUUGGAAAAGCAGUUCCAGAAGAAGGCGCUGGACGAGUAUGAGGCCAGGAUGAAGGGCUUGGAGACUGAAGUAAAGGAAUCAGUGAGGGCCUGCUUCAAGGCCUGCUUUCCCUCUGAAACAGAGGACAAGCCUCAGAGGGCCUGUGAGGCCUCCAAGGAGUUGUGUCCCCAAGAACCACCCAUGGACAAAGCAGACACCCAGGAGAGCCGCCUCUGA
Cricetulus griseus (Chinese hamster) is the source of this 3516-nucleotide messenger RNA. The record is from RefSeq and is a predicted model, not a curated record. Lineage: Eukaryota; Metazoa; Chordata; Mammalia; Rodentia; Cricetidae.